AGUUUGGAGUCCUCAAAGAAGCCCAACAAGACGCCAGUGAAACAAAACGGUCCUGCAGGAAAACCAUCCGGCUCAGGAAUCAUACCACAGAUGAAGACACCUGCCCCGGGAAAAGACAAACCCCAGGCCGGCCCGUCUAAAUCUCCCUCCCUGACCGAGAUUAAGAGCAAGUUGUCAACGACCGCCAAGGAGGGAAAACCUCUCCCGAAGACGGAGCAGAAGUUUGAGAAUUUCGUCAAGAGUUCUUUUAAAAUCUCUGACAAGAAAGUGGUCAAGGACCUUUGGAGUUUUGUACAAACACUGAAGAUCGGGAAGAAGUAACAAACCUUUACAAUUUGAAGCAUUUUUAUAUGUUUUGCAUCCUGCAAGACAUUUAAAGGCACAGUCAGCGACAUUUCCUACUUGGCCUUAUUACGUCAUCAUUACUAACUCUGACUUGGAGUGAAGAUGGACUGAGGGUUAGGUAUAUGGGGAAAGACUUUACUGAUUCAGAUUUUUAAUUUUCUUUUAGUUGGUAAGAUGUGAAGCACCUCCUGAAGCUAGUUUGCAAUUCACACUUGAAUGAACUCAAUCAGCCACGUUCAGCAGGUUGCAGAUUUUCUAAAAGUAGUAGCUUCAUCACAUGCAAAUCUGAACCACUUACAAGGAAGGAAAGGAAUAACAAUACCCAUUAGGAUCUGCAGAUAUGGCUGCAUUCCAAUAUCUAUGAAUCAUAACUAUUAAGUAUGCAAGAAAAACAUUUGGCAUCCUUUGAUACAUGGAUGUUAAACAUGGUGAUAUUCUUCAGUAGAUACACUACAGAGAUUCACUCUGGUUAGCACUGCUUCUAUACAUUUCCAUUGAUCUCCAAGAUUUACAAUUUUCCAACAGAAUUCAAAUUGAGCUACAGACUAUUAAGUUAGCCCGAUCAAGAAUGUUCAAAGCACAGUGCUAUGACGAGGUAGCAUGUCCGAUUGUUUGCAUACUUCAUGCUAAGUAUGUUCUUUGUGAGGACGGCUGCAGUGUAAAAAAAAAAAAAGUUGAUUCAUUUUUUUAAACUUGCUUCACCUACAAGCAAUACAAGUUGCACAUGCAAAUAUCAACAGCUGAUUUAAAUAAGAGAUCAAUUAUUAGAUAACAAAGUUUACUCAGAAGAGUCCAGACAGAAUCUAGUGAAGUCACUGCUUGGAUUUUGGUUUUCUGGUCAUACCCUGUUUAACACAAAGAUACCUUUGCUGUCUGUGAGAUUUGGAAAUGUAACUUUUAAUAUACUACUAUUAAGGAGAAAGACAUGUUUAAACUCUACACACCAGGGUUCUUUGAUGUACAUUAUAAAAACGCAACCAGCUGCUGACUGCAGGUGGAGAAACUUUCUAGUUUGCAGAAGUUAUUCCUUUCCUUGCUUGUAGACGGAGAGAUUGGUAUGCCUACAUUUCUUUUUACAAAGUUGGGUUAUGUUGCCUGGAACUGCACCUUACAAUCUGCUAAUGCUGCUGCUCUUGCAGUGUGAUGCUAUGAGCUGAGCCUAGUUUCAGGUGCUUCGCAUCUAUGACACCGUGUUCUUAAGUCCACAAUGCAAUAGGAGAUAUUGCAGAAUGUGCCUUUAAAUAUCUCUACUGUAAAUUGAGAGUCACCAGAUGUGUGAAUUUGAGCCGUGAUUACAAGGAUGGUUAAGACAUCUGAGCGGGGGGGAGGGGGGACAGUGAUGACAUCUUUCCUCUUGAGAUGUUUUUGUGUUAUUUUAAGUUGUGUCUGGCUUUAAAAUGCAUUUUUAGCUUGCAAAACUUUCUGAUUGUACUAUGAAUCUGAGAAAUUGCUUGAUACGUAUUGAACAGAAACUGGUCAGUUUAUGUUGAUGUUUAUGUUUUUUUUCUGUCCUUCAAUUUUGGUAAGAGCAACCCCUGCAGCAGAACAUACCUGCAAUAAUCAGGUGUUUUCUAUAACUCUUAAGGGCCAACAACACAAACACAACAAAAUAUUAUUAUGUCUUUAUUUGAACUCGAAAAUCAUUGAAAGCAUAGCCUUCAUUUACAAUGACGUUGAGCAGGAUAAACAAUGAAAAAUAAAAUAUAUGUACACUUACACAUAUACUGUAUACAUACACACAUAAAAAACACAUCAUAGAUAAACAAAAUCAGUUAAAAACCGACAAAUCGAUAAUAAGAAGUAUUAAUACCGAAGCAUCUUCAUCUAUGUUUGCAGUUUUAAUCUCACUGCUGUUGCUCAUCAUCAUCAUGUAAACGUUUGCGUUAGCAGGACGUGUGUCAGCCAUUGUUUUACAUCCUGGCAUUUCUGAACAGUGUUAUAUCUUAGUGUUUUAAUUAGAGCCUGACCGAUUCAUCAGCCAGCCGAUAUUAGCGUAUCAAGUGACUAUCGGUGUCGGCUAAUUUUAUCGCAGAUAAGCGCGGAUAUUACUAGAUUUAUUCACCAGUCAAAGAAUCUCUUUCACCAGCAGAGGGCGCUAUAUGGAUUAUAACGAGCAUCAUCACUCUCCAGAGUGUCAAGCUGCAACACACAGGCGCAGUUACUUUCCAGUUCAGUGACCAUCAUGUCCUCGUUAUCCUGUAUAUCUUUAGUGUUUGAUAAGUGUUUGAUAACGCAUUCAAUGUUUAUUUCUAUAUCUACCCACUUCUACAGAUCGACGAUAGAUCAAAGAAAGAUAUCGGCCGAUUUAUCGGUAUCUGAUUUUUCUCUCUUCCUAAUGUCGACAUAUCGGCAUCGCCCCCAAAAAUCCAUAUCGGUCGGGCCCUAGAUUUAAUACUUCAAUCCAAAUGUAGUCACAUUUAUAUUAGCAUCAUGGAAACAUGCAGAACCUGCAAAUGUUACAAACACGCUGACUCGACCCGUUCAGAGCGAAUGAAUUCAUAUCAAGCCCGUUAACGUGCGUCAUAACCUAAAGGGUGAUUACAGAUCAAGUGUUCAGAAGAGCGACACACAAAACCUUACAAAGAGUAUUAUGAGGUCCAUAAAAGCAACACAGAUAGACGCACAGACUCAAAUGAUUUUAUAAACACAACAUACACAGCAAGUUAAAAACACGGCUAACUAGCUCCAGGAGUAGAAUUUACGACGUGUAAUCAACGCUGUUAAAACAUAUUACAGGCCUAUGAUUAACACAGACUUUCUUAUUUAUUGCAACGUAAUCACAAGGUGUAUAUCAGAGGGACAUGAGAGCCCAUAAAGAAGUCAAACCCGGUAAUUGUUUGCACUCUUGUGUAUCAGCACUCUGGUGACAAUAAGCACUCACACCGGCUGUGCGUAUGAUGUGUUUAUGAUCCUGUUUGAGGCCUUUUUUACGAGACAAAUGUUGGCGGCUGGGUACCAUCUUAAGCCAAUCAAAUCACUUUGUCUAACCUAAAAAAAACUAUUUAAAAUUCCUUACCUAUAAACUGUACUGUAAUAAUGUGUCAUAAAAGUCGCUCUGGUCAUUUACCGUAUCAGUAGAUUUUAAAUUACGUCUGAAAUUUCUCAGUUUUCAGAAGGAGCAGCAUUUCUCAUGGUUUGUGUGCGAGUUCCUUCAAAGUCCUUCAUCAAUACUAUCUUUGAACACUUCCCUUGUAUCAAACCAAUUGAACGUCUCUGUAAAUACAUCUCUUGCUUUUUUUUUUAAAUACGGCAGCUGAAUUAUGAUAUAUGUUUAAGUGUAUGCGUAAUCCGCCCUCGCUAAUCGCUGAUUUUGCAGCUUGAAAAUGUUGUAAUGAUCUUUUAUUUGAAACAUUGUGUUUGCUAGUUUGGAGUAGACGUGUGAUUUACUUGUUAAAUAGUUUUUAAUUUCUUUCCUGUUUUUUUUUUUGUGUGAACUUUUUUUUUAACUUUUUUUUUUUUUUAACUCUGCUGUCGUUGUAUCUUGGAGUCACUCUCCUUUUGAUUCUGUGCUGAGAGGAGUUUUGAAGCCAUCAUGAUGUCCAACGACGCAUCUUUGUGUAGUGACAACAAAAUCAAUUUGAAGUUAAGGUCCCUGAAAUGCUAUUGGCAAAAAAUGAUGUUAGAAACAACAUAGAGUUGUCUUGGUUUUGAGCAGUAGUGUACGACGGAGGAUUAGGGCCAUGUUAAAAAAAAAAAAA
Molecule: messenger RNA, 4043 nt
Organism: Labrus bergylta (ballan wrasse)
Lineage: Eukaryota; Metazoa; Chordata; Actinopteri; Labriformes; Labridae
Source: RefSeq, a predicted model, not a curated record